AAGUAAAUAUUCUGUUAUUAAUCAACUCUACCUUCGUUCAUUGCAUCUCUUCAUAUUUGAUUGUUAUCUCAUUGAUCCAGUGGCUCAUUCUCAGAAUUACAUGGGAUUUUAACCGCUCAGUGGGAAUUAUGUAUGUGUAUUGUUAUCGUCGGUGACUUUGCUCUGAUAAAUGGCUCUCGUUAGUCCUAUUUGAGAGGUAUCGUCCCACUUUCUUGUGACAUCCGCUGACAAGAUUCGAUUGGAAUCUUCCAAGCAACUUGCAAGGUUUCAUCUUGACCGGAAAUACAACCGCAAAUCGCACAAACAUGGAUGAAAUUGAUAACAUCAUACUUCACUCGCUGCGGCAAAUUGGAUGCAAUCUGGACGAAGAUGUUAGAAAUUUGGACGAAUUCGGCCCAACACUUUUGGUACAAAUUGUGUCCAAAUGUAUUGCGCUAAUUGAUCCCAGCUUGAACCUGCCGAAGACGUUGCCACCAGGCAUGGCUCAGCGAUUCACCGUUACUGCGAGUUUAGCAGAAGCUUGUCGAACCAUCGGCUACAGGCGAGAUAUAGGCUAUCAAACUUUCCUCUACUCCAAUGUGGCCGAGAUGCGCCGACUACUGAUGUUCUUGAUUGAACGGCUCCCUAAGGAAGCGGUGAACAAAUCGGGGGCCCCCGGCGAACCACUGAAUGAAACAACCGAACUGGAGAAUCGUAUAGUUGCUAAUCUGCAAUCAGAGCUUCAGGCACCGUGGAUGCCGGAAUUCUGUCGCAUGCGAGCGUUGAGCGGAUUGAAUAGCACGGAACACGAUACCGCUAGUAGUUCAAAUACAAUGGAUGCAAAAAUUGCUUUUCGGCGGUUUGUGCCUAAGAAACUUAGCAUUCCAUUUGUCACGCAUAAAGAUGUCGCUGCAGAAAUUAGGGAUUUUUGGUCUCAUCAAAGCUUGGAUGAGGACAGUUUCGUUCCCUCGAUUAUCGCUGCCAACGAUGGAGCUAUCAAGUCGAACAACCCCGAGUCUGUGGACGAGAUCGAUUGUCAAUUGAGACUCUCAUCAUCCGUGGAUAAACUGCAAAGUUUCUACUCAACCAAGGGCACAAAUCAUCCUGACUCGCCUUCGGAGCACCCCGUUGAAUCUUCGAAAACGAUAGAACGAACAAGCGUGACCGAUUUGAUAGCCGAUCUGAAGCCAGGUAAGACGCCUCUAGAAACGCUACAGGGCGAAACGGACCAAAUCCGAGCAGAUAUCGAGCGAAAUGCCCACGAGUUUAAUGCGCUAAAAAGCGAGCGAGCGAGCGUGAGCGAAAUCAUGGAAACCUGCCGGAAAGCGGUUGGCAAACUGAAGGAGCAGAAAAAGAUGAAAGAACGAACACACAUUCUGCUGGAGAACACCGAGGUGAAUGUUAAGAAGUUGGAGGGCAUCAUCGCAGCCGCGGGGGAUCGAAUGAGAAAGCUGCAGGAUCAAUGGGAAACACACCGAAAUCCGCUUGUCGAAACGCUCGAGAGCUAUAAUUCGGAUAAAUUGUCGAAAUCCCAGCUAACGCUGAACCAAAUCGAGUCGACUCGGCAAAAGUGCGAGCAGUUAAUCAAUGACCUGCAAACCAAGAGCGCCAUGCAUGCCCGGCUCCAGAAAGAGUUUGAAAAAUUGAAUAAAACCAUCAGUCGAACGGCGUACACGAGCCGGAUCCUGGAGAUCAUUGGGAACAUACGAAAGCAGAAAAACGGCAUCGACAAAAUUCUGCAGGACACACGCACGCUGCAGAAAGAGAUCAACACCAUAACCGGCCAGCUGGAUCGCCAGUUCACUGUUACGGAUGAUCUCAUCUUCCGAAACGCCAAGAAGGAUGAACACUCGAAGCGAGCGUACAAACUGUUGGUUACGCUACAUUCGGAUUGUACCGAGCUGAUUGGACUGGUGCAGGAAACGGGUUCAAUCAAACGGGAGAUACGAGACUUAGAGGAUCAAAUAGAAAAUGAGAAAACGAGAAACACGGCGGCAAAUCUGACACAGAUCACCAAUGAUGUGAGUGAGAUGCAAAAUGAGAGCCAUCGUCUAGAAGAAAGCAUACGCAGAAUGGAGCAAGCCCGGCAACAGUAGUUGUAUCUAAACGAAUGAAUACCCUUCUAGAAUGCAUCCCUAGUAGAAAAAUUGAAAGAAACUAUCCAGUUGGCAUAAGUUUUUUAACCAUCUAUUGCGUAGGAAGAAAAACAAAUUAUACGAAAUGUGAUUAGGACUAUGAUUCCAAAAUUGGUAAGAAGCGUAAAGAGCCAUCCAAACAAAACGUAUGGUACGAUACUCAUGAUUAUUAAAGUGCCCAUUAAAAGCUUUAUUUAUGCU
Molecule: messenger RNA, 2315 nt
Organism: Toxorhynchites rutilus septentrionalis
Lineage: Eukaryota; Metazoa; Arthropoda; Insecta; Diptera; Culicidae
Product: coiled-coil domain-containing protein 22 homolog
Exons: 5
Coding region: 306-2075 (589 amino acids)
Biological process (GO): positive regulation of ubiquitin-dependent protein catabolic process
Molecular function (GO): cullin family protein binding
Source: RefSeq, a predicted model, not a curated record